Molecule: messenger RNA, 4804 nt
Organism: Xenopus laevis (African clawed frog)
Lineage: Eukaryota; Metazoa; Chordata; Amphibia; Anura; Pipidae
Exons: 8
Coding region: 465-4499 (1344 amino acids)
Source: RefSeq, a predicted model, not a curated record
ACGGCAGGUUUGCAAUUGGUUCUAAGCGUUGCGUCUCAUUCCCCUUCAAAGCCAAUGGUGAAUUGGGAGCGCUGUUUAAAUUCGCAGCAGCAGCUUCAUCUUGGAAUCCGUUUGGGAGUUACCCUACGGCAGGGCCAUCGUGUGCUGGUUGUUCAAGAACAAAUACAAUCAGUUCGCUCAACUCCAUAAGGAGGUAACUUCCUACAAAGCUGGAGAACCCUGCUCAGAAAGCUCUCAAAGUGCCACCAGGCACAAAAAGUCAUUUGAAUCCCUUACAACAAGUGGUACUAAAAGAUAUCAGCAAUGCCCCUAAAGUAAGUGGAGAGUUGCCCACAGGCCCAUGCAAAAGGCGACUGAGUGAUUCAGAUGGCUUCAGGUCCUCCUUGUCCUUGAAGCCCACAUUCAAAAGGGGACGUCUGUCACAGGUAUCCAAUAACUGCAGGGACAGUGGGUGGAAAGAGCCAAUGAUGAUGAUGAAUCCAUGCUCCAAGGAGGCUGGUGGCUUCAGGGAUGGGCCUUUUAUAAUAGAUGAAGAAAAACAAAUGACUGGCAUCGGUAAAUUGAGAAGAAUCCAGAAGGGAGAAGUAGAGAGCAAAAACACUAAUAAGGAUCCAAACUCCCCCAGAAUGAAGAAAAACAUUCUUGGUAACCAAUCAGCAGAUUCUGCUGUACCCUCCAUCUUAGAUGAGGCAUUUCCAAAAAUCAGAGACUCUUACGAAAUAUCUGAAGGUGGUUCCAUAACCGGAAACAAAUUUUUCAGCACUCCUUUGCCAUCUGGCACUAAAGCCAAAAAAAAGCUUACGCCUGUAUUGGAAGUGGACAUCGAGUCCAAUGAUGAUUGGAGCAUUCUUGAUAAUAAAGCUACGCCAAAUUUACGCAGUAAGAAUACUUGCAGCAUUGUUGCUCAGGAAGGUGAUACAGUGGAAUCUGCAUGGGAAAGUUUUUUCACUGCCGAAUGUCAAGAAAUCGCUGAUAAGCUAGAAGGCAAAGAAACAGAAGGAAGAUGUUCAGGAAAGCGAAAGGUAGAUGAGUUGGAUGUGUCCACCAUAGAUGCAGAACCACCCCCCUAUGAAUGCACCCCUAUGAAGUCCAUGCUGGCAUGUGAAGUGGCAAAUAUACUAAGAUCUUUAGACAACAGUCCUGCCAAUGAGGGGCCUUCUAUGCUUGGUGAUAGUCUUCUUGACCUUGAAAAGUUGGACCUGCAGCUGAUUGACUUUAAUUCAAAAGACAAGGGCAAGCUUUCUGGCAAGAUCCAAGCUUUGAAUAGUUCAAUUGAGGGAAUAUUUGUUUUAGGUGAAGGCACAGAUGGUGCGGGCAGCAGCAAAAAGCAAAAAAUGGAUUCAAUGAAGGAAAACCAGAGUAUUGCCAAUAACCUCAGCUACAGUAGUCCGUCUUUGCAGGCCCAUGGGCAGUCAGGAUCUAAAGGUGUGGGUAACAGAACAAGAUUAAAUGUGCCCCUGGAAAUAAACAAAGUUGAGCGAAUUAUGAACUUAAUUAAUGAAGCAAAGAUGAACAAAGGACCACCAGAGGGGUCAGAGAGUUUCCAUUCAGAGCCUUUUAAGGGACCUGCUUCUUCAGUGCUGUCCCCUAAGAAAAGUGAGGCUGUUUUCACUUUGCCUACCAACACAACCGUGGACAUGGAAAUAACAAAUGAAGCAAUUGCUGUCAACACAACUCAGGUUAUUGAAAGUGUUAGCAAAUUAUCUACCAAUACAACACAAGAAUUUUCUUCAAUCAGUAAGGUUCCAGAUGACAAUACUACACAAGAUCUUUUCCCGGUUUAUAAGGUUCCUGGUGCCAACACAACCCAACUGAUUGAAUCUGUACCUCUAGCCCCCACUGAUGCAACACAGGACAUUAUUGUUGAGCAUGAUGAGGUCCUGAAUGUAAAUGCUACUCAGGACAUUGAGACUUUGCAAAAAAUCUCUGCUGACACAACACAUAAGGUUCCUGGUGCCAACACAACCCAACUGAUUGAAUCUGUUCCUCUAGCCCCCACUGAUGCAACACAGGACAUUAUUGUUGAGCAUGAUGAGGUCUUAAAUGUAAAUGCUACUCAGGACAUUGAGACUUUGCAAAAAAUCUCUGCUAACACAACACAGGACAUUGUGCUUGAAGAGGGUGCCAGAGUCAACACUACUCAGGUGAUUGAAACUGGUCUCCAAGCUUCUGCCAACACUACACAGGACAUUCUGCAUGAUGAGGUCAAUGUUGCGAACACCACUCACGUUAUUGAAGCUCCAUUUAAAUCUUCUCCACAGGCAAUUCUAACCGUGAUUGGUGGGGUAACCCAGGUCACAAAUGCCAGAACAAAGGCCUCUCCUAAUACCACACAGGAUAUUUUGCUAGAACGUAACGUUGUGUUACCCAUUGUCAGCCAGAUGGCUUGUGUUGUACAAAAAAUGACUUCUUUCAACACCACACAGGACGUUGUGUCAGAUCCUGAGGAUGUCCCUUGCACCCAGAAAGCUGACACUGUGCCAAAGAUGAUUUGCAGCAAUACCACGCAGGAUAUUGUUCUAGAGUCGGAGACCACUGACAUGCAGGUGAUGGAUGUUAUGCCAAAAGUUACUUCCAUCAACACCACACAAGAUGUUGUAUUAGAGCCUGUAGCCAUUAUAGCCACUCUGAUAACUGAUGUUACAACAUUUUCUUCCAGCAACACUACACAAGAGAUUUUACCUGAAGUAAAUACUGUUGGUGAUUCCAAGUUGACUAAUGCAAUGCUAAAUGUGUCUUCCAGCAACACUACAAAUUAUAUUGAUCCAGCCAUGUCAAAAAUGUGUUCUGAAAGCCUCAUUAAGGAUAACGAGCCAACGCCUAAUGUUAUGGCCGUGGAGGCCGUUUCCAAGCUCUCUGCCAUCACAACACCGGAAACAACAAUCGUUGAUGAAAAGGUCAGCACUUCCAAUACAACCGUUUCUAAUGAUGUGAAGGAUCCAUCGGUCAGCCUUGCAGCUGAUACGCCUCAAGAGACCAUAGGAGAGGCACCCAUAAUGUCUCAGAAUGUUCCUCCUUCUCCCAGAGAUGGCUCUGUCAAUACAACUCUGGAUUCUUCGGCUCUACCGUCUGUUGAUAAGAUCAAGAAUAUGGGGGGCACUAUAUUAAAAGACCAGAGGACACUUAGUCCUGUUUGUAAUUCUGACCUCACACGGGACACUGUUUUGCCUGAAGUGUCCCCACAAGUCCAAGUGCCAGUACCAGGCGUUGCACAGGUUUCACAAGAAUCCAUUUCAAUGGUUGGCACAUUAACGGAGGACAAGGAAGAAAGUUCCAAAAUUGAAGCAGUGUGUGAGAUUGCCAAUAAGAUAUCUGAAGCAACCAGCCAUGAAAGUAGCAAACUAAGUUGCCAUGAGCCUACAGGGGACAUGGGGGAAAUGGAGCCGUGCGAAGUGGCCCAGGAAGCACACGAUGAGAGUGUCUUUUCUGUUAGCUCACUCUCUUUUGUUACUUCAACACCUCUUCCAGGCUUGAAUAAUUUCCAGUUUAAGAAAUCAAGCCAAGAUUCCAUGCAGCAUGACCCCAAUUUAUCAGUCUGCUCCGUGGUGGACGAAUCGGCAAAUAAAGCAUCUGAGGAGGAAAAAGAGAAAAGCCUUCAGGGUGGCACCAGUUCAGUGAGAGCAACUGCUCCUGUCUCUCAGCUUCCAUGUAACAAACGGAAAAGUUUCCUCCAACAACCAAGGGCAUUACAGUCUGGAACUGGAGUCCCAACAUCUGGUAUACCAUCUGCCCGGAGAUCUCUGGCUCUAUCAGCUGCCUCUGUGCCUCCAAAACUGACAAAGGAGCAAGUGCUACCCCAAAUUCCUCCAAGGGGAACUGGAAUACCUGCUAGAGGAAGUAUUCGGCCUCCACUAACUCGCAGCAGCCAUGUGAGAACCAGUGUUGGUAAUGCCAAACCAAGCAUUGCAAGUUCAGCUGCAAACACCUCUCAGAACAGAACUAUUGGUGGCCGAUUCCGCACUCCCAGAGCUGCAGCUGCAAAGGCAAGACCUAGCUUAACACAUGCUCAGAUAACAAACAAUGCCUCCGUGAUCAGACCACCCUCUCGACUGAUCGCUCCGAGCAGUGCCCAAGUCCCAAAGGAUGCUAUGUGUGCUCCUACGGCCUCUGUACGCCCAGCUGCUCCAUCUGGAGCUCAGACUUUUGGUCUUCUCAGACAUGCACCUUCAUCUGUACGUCCCCCUAUUCCACUGCAGAGGACAGGUUUAGCCAUGAAGAAACCUCAAAGAGACACUUCACUUUCAGCAAAGAACGACAGCCUUUCUGCAACCAGAAAUGUACAGGUGGAGGUGUCCUGUGUCUCUGGUGAACCUGCUAGGUCUCAAGGAACAGAUAAGCCAAAGGAUACUGUGGCUACAGUUUCAGAAAUUGUAUCUCCAUCUGAAGCUCCAGAAUGCCUACACUUACAGACGUGUCCUUGUUGCCGUAUUAAGUACCAAGAACUUCUGCAAAAGAUUGAAGAGUUAAGGAAUCACCUUGGUGAGAAUGUCAGACAAUGAACCCAGAAGCUGCAGCAACCAAGGACCAUAAACCGUUUCUGAAACUCUCCUCGUGGGAGUGAAAAUAUGAUUCCAUAGAAAGGUGCUUCCUUUUACUGUUACAAGCAGGGGUUUAACACAAAAAAAUGUUAAAGGGGGGAAAUGUAUUUGAAAUCUUAUAAAUAUAUUUAGAGUAAAGAACAAGAAUCUUUUAUAUUGCUGCCUUCUCUCCAGCUCUUGCCUGGCAUGAUUGCUGUAUUAUGUUUGUUUUAUAUGUUAUUGUAAUAUAUAUCUGUGAAUAAUAAACACAAAGCCUUUACCACUUG